AUGGCCUCAUCGCCCGAUACCCUGCAGUGGUCGGCUCAGCUAGAGGUUGCGCCCUCGAACCGGAGGCUGGUCGGAGACAAGAUCACAUUGCCUCAGUCCGCUCUUGAAGCCCUGCUCGCAGCGGCGCCUGUCGUCUCGGUACAGAGUUCCUCCAGAAAUCUGACCUCGACUUUCGACCCUUUCAAUCCCUAUACCUUCGCCGCCGAGCGCCAUGCGCGCGCCGCCGUCGAAGAUCGUCAACAGCAGUUACCUCAUCCUCUGACUUUCCGCCUGGUAAAUCCACUCAAUGGACGAGCCGUGUACGCUGGGAUCAGAGAGUUCUCGGCCAGCGAAGGCACUGUUGGAUUAAGCAGUGGCCUGCGAGAAGCCCUUGGCCUAUCCAAUGAUUCCUCUUCUCAAACCUCGCGAGAAAGCACCCCGGGAGGAGAUAUUGCCAUGUCAAAUGGCCUGCACCCUGCCAAAGCAAAAGGAGAGAUUGUCACAAUACAUGCGAAGCAGUUACAAAAGGGAACAUAUGUCAAACUAAGGCCUCUCGAGGCUGGCUACGACCCUGAAGAUUGGAAAUCUCUCUUGGAACGGUAUCUACGAGACAAUUACACCACCCUCACCAGCGGGGAACUUCUUGUUGUUCCAGGUGCACGUCACGAGAGAUUUCGGUUCUUGGUUGACAAGUUUGAACCUGAAGGAGAUGGUAUCUGUAUAGUGGACACAGACCUUGAGGUGGACAUCGAACCGUUGAACGAAGACCAGGCCAAGGAGACGCUUAGCAAGCAACUCGCAAGGAAGAGGCGUCAACAGGAUUUGCCAGAGGGUUCUUCUUCCGGAGGCAGCCUGUUUCUGGACACAGAUGUCCACGGCAGAGUGCUGGCUGGGGAGUACGUGGACUAUGAGCUGAAGACGUGGGACAGGAGUCAGGAUUUGGAGCUCGUUUUGCAGGCAUCCGAUGAAAACAGCAGCUUGGAUCUUUUGGUCAGCCCAUUUUCUGCACGACAGAGAUCAAAACCACGACAAGAUGAGUUCGUUUUCGGUGAGCUCAAUGCGAGACCAACAAAGCGAAUCAAACUUUCCCACACCAAUGUUGAUCUUGAAAUGGCUGAAGCUCUCAACGUUGCCGUCUACGCCUGGCACGAUCCCGUCUCGGGCACAGUAGACGAAAUUAAGCCGAUCCCCUACACUCUUAAAAUUGCACCCGCCACAUUGGAGGACGAUCGAAGCGACAGUGCCGCUCAAGAGCUUGCAGCCGAUGAGGUAAUAUGCAAGAAUUGUCGUCAGGUCGUACCCAAACGAACGCUUCCUCUCCACGAGGCAUUCUGUUAUCGAAACAACAUCCUAUGCCCUAAAUGCGCGGAGGUAUUUCUCAAGAACUCGGACAGCUGGAAAAAUCAUUGGCACUGUCCUCAUGACGAUGACCACGGAAACGAUCCCGCUUCUCAUCGUAAGCACGACUCAAUUUUCCAUCCCAAGACGCCUCUACAAUGUGCCAGCUGUGACUUCGAAGCAUUCGACCUACCUAUCUUGGCCCAUCACCGCACAACAACAUGUCCUGGAAAGGAGAUCUUGUGCCAAUUCUGUCAUUUGGUAGUGCCCCAGCAAGGUCCUGAUGAUCCGGCCUUUACUGAUCCAGAAGUCCUGUUGUCUGGGCUAACGCCACAUGAGCUUGCUGAUGGAGCGCGGACAACGGAAUGUCACCUAUGUAAUAAGAUCGUUCGAUUGCGGGAUAUGAAAACACAUCUUCGGCUCCACGACCGAGAGCGGUUUUCGCGACCUCGACCUCGGCUUUGUUCCAACCAGAUAUGUGGUCGGACCAUCAAACACGAAGACGAAGCAAGGACCCAGAAAGAACAACUCGGUCUCUGCAACGAAUGUUUUGGCCCCCUGUACGUGACGGCAUAUGAUCCCGAAGGCAAAAUGCUGAGACGGAGGAUCGAACGUCGAUUAUUGCAACAGCUUAUAGGAGGCUGUGGCAAGUCUUGGUGUCGCAAUGGCCAGUGGUGUAAGACCGGUUACAAGAAUGUUACAGGCGAAGACCGAGUGGUUUCGGCAAAGGAUGGACUAGUUAUGCUUAAACCGAUAGUGGACCAACUCGCCCGGGGUAUUACUUCAGGGCUGGUGUUUUGCGUCGACGAGGCUAGUCAGACUCGGCGGAGUUUGGCAACGAUGAUGGCUGGCGAAGGGGAAUACGAGCUUGAAUGGUGUGUCAAGGCUCUGGAGGAGGAGCGCAAUGAUGUGGGAAAGGCUCGAGAUUGGCUGAGAGACCGUGCUCCGAAAAUAGAUGAAGUUGUGUCCUCUUCAUGA
Messenger RNA from Exophiala spinifera, 2295 nucleotides. RefSeq lists its product as uncharacterized. The transcript has a single exon. Lineage: Eukaryota; Fungi; Ascomycota; Eurotiomycetes; Chaetothyriales; Herpotrichiellaceae. The coding region runs from base 1 to 2295 and encodes 764 amino acids. Gene Ontology annotation, molecular function: polyubiquitin modification-dependent protein binding. Gene Ontology annotation, cellular component: VCP-NPL4-UFD1 AAA ATPase complex. The record is from RefSeq and is a predicted model, not a curated record.